AUGGAAAACAUCACUGACUUUCACUUUAACCUCUCUGUGUAUGUUAACAUAGGGUUUUACCGUUAUCCAGCCUUUGCACUGGGCUCCCUGCUGUUUGCCAUUAUUGUCUGUGCUAAUCUUCUUAUAACACUGGUCAUUUCACGAGAACGGACACUUCAUGAGCCCAUGUAUGUGUUUGUUGCCUUUCUGUCUGUUAACUCUCUGUAUGGAUCUGCUGGUUUCUUUCCCAGAUUCCUUAUGGACCUUCUGUCUGAUACUCACUUGAUCUCACGUCCUGCUUGUUUUACUCAGAUGUAUAUCAUUUACACAUAUGCUUCCUAUGAAAUGACCAUUCUCAGCAUUAUGGCAUAUGAUAGAUAUGUUGCCGUUUGUGAUCCUUUACAUUAUCACAGCAAGAUGACCCCUAAAACAGUCUCUGUGUUGGCAGCCUUUGCUUGGAUUUGUCCAACCAUAUCUGUUCUGCUAUGUCUGUAUUUGACCGUCAGGCUUUCCUUAUGUGGUAGCAAGGUCCAAAAAUUAUACUGUGCUAACUGGAAUGUUGUUAAACUGUCAUGUGAGACCACUUUUAUUAAUAAUGUUGUCGGCUUUCUUGUAACUAUAAUUACUAUAUUCUUUCCUUUACUCUAUGUGUUGUACACCUACUUUAGAAUUAUUCUUGUGUGCAGGAGGAGCUCAUCUGACUUUAAGAGAAAAGUUUUCCAAAGUUGUUUCCCACAUACUAUUUUAUUUGUGAAUUAUUCUGUUCAUGUUUUUUGUGAUAUUGCCCUAAGUCGUCUAGACAUAGAAAAUUUAAACCCACUUUUUGCUCUAAUUUUAUCACUGGAGUAUGUAAUGAUUCCACCGAUACUGAACCCUCUCAUCUAUGGCCUGAAGCUACAAGAGAUUAGAAAAAACAUUUUUAAAUUGUUCUGUAAAGUCUCACUAAAAAUCCCCUAAACAGGCUGGAAUUAAUAUAUUCAUCUGGUGUGUCUGUUAACUGUUUUCAAUUUUAUGGAGACAUAAAAGCAAAGCUUUGGAAAAUUAGAGAUAUUCACUGUUUAUUUAUCACAUA
Messenger RNA from Betta splendens (Siamese fighting fish), 1051 nucleotides. RefSeq names its product putative gustatory receptor clone PTE03. Lineage: Eukaryota; Metazoa; Chordata; Actinopteri; Anabantiformes; Osphronemidae. The transcript has a single exon. The record is from RefSeq and is a predicted model, not a curated record. Gene Ontology annotation, cellular component: membrane. Bases 1 to 936 code for a protein of 311 amino acids. Gene Ontology annotation, molecular function: G protein-coupled receptor activity; olfactory receptor activity. Gene Ontology annotation, biological process: G protein-coupled receptor signaling pathway.